AUGUUCAGCUCAGGCAAUCGAGGCGGCGGCUUCGGAGGCUUCGGGGCGCCCCAGGGCGGCAACCCGUUCGCGCAGAACCAAGUGAACCCGUUCCAGUCGGCGGGCGGCAACGCUUCAGCCGCCAAGACGGCGUUCGGACAGAGCUCCGGCUUCGGCAGCCAGCCUCCGCUGCCUCCGGGCGGCUUGACUGGCGCUCCAGGCAGCGGUGGCUUCGGUAAGCAGCCCCCUCUCCCGCCUGGAGGUCUGGCUGGGGCUCCUCCGGCGCCGUCGGGUGGCUUUGGUGGAGCUUCUUCGAGUGGGAACCCCUUUGGACAGAAGAAGACCAACAAGAAUAUAACGCAGAGCAGCGCAACGACUGCGUUUGGAGGCGCCAACUCAUUUGGACAGAACAGCGCUUCGCCCUCUGCGAACUCAGCGGGUGCACACACGACGUUUGGAUCUGCGUCGUCGGUAGGUGGAAAUCCCAAGAACCGAGGUAACGCGUUUGGAGGGAAUGCUGGAACGAAGCCUUCGUUCGGCGGCAGCGGAUCGUCGUCUUUCGGUGGAAGCAACGCAGCGUUUGGAGGCAACGACAGUGGAUUUGGUGGAGGACAGACUACUUUUGGCAGUGCGCCUACGCCCAAGCGUGGCGGGCAGGGCUCUUUUUCGCAGGACUCGAAUGGAUUUGGAUCGGGCAGUGCAGCAGCACCCACGCCGCUGUCCUCGCCUGGCACAGCGUUUGGAAGUCAAGCGUCGGGCGUUCGAGUACGGAAGAAACAGAUAACUCCGAAUGCGGCGGGCUCACGUGCGGAGAACCCUUUUGCUGCUGGUGGCGGCACCUCAAACGCCCCCACCGUCCACACAACUUUCGGCGGAGCAUCGACUUCUAGCGGCUUCCAAACUUCUCCAGCGUUCGGGAAGCCAUCGCCUCCUGGAGGUUCCGCACCUGCGACUACGUUUGGUGGUGCCGCUGACAAGCGACGACAGACGACCCCGAAGUUCAGCUCCGAUCCUGCAGCGGGAGGGUUCGCCAAUGCUGACAAUAUGGCAUCAAUGGAGGCGCGGAUGAACGGCACGAAGAAGUCUCCAUUUGGAAAAGGCAAACGAGCGCAGGGAUUUGGCGCCGCAGCGGAGCAAGACGCGAAUCCUUUUGGUGGGCAACAGCCGAAAAGCAGUCAGAAAUUCCCGCCAGAAGGAACCGCAUUUGGCGCACCCAAGGUUAGCCCAACAAACGAAAAGCAUGCGAAGCAACGACAAGCUCGAACGAAGAAAAGAGCUCCAGUUACAAGUGAUGAAGAAACUCGGUUCGCUUCCAUGCCGUCAACGGUCGCUUCGUCCCGCGAUGACAGCAGCAAGGCGGAGCUGGCAGCCGCCACUAACCUGGAUGGACUCUGCGCUGAUAUGUGUAGCCCAACAGAACGCGAGCUGCACAUCCGGGUGGACGAGUUGAGCGUGUUUGAGAAGUGUUUCCCUGACCAGCCAGGAACAGAGCGAGACAUGAUCAUCAAGCGAUUCCAGCGCAGUUCAGCUGAUCAUAAAUUGGAUAUCCCCGAGGAGAUUCGACCCCCUGGCGUUCUACGACGAACUCAGCUGUAUAUCGAGCAGGCAAUCAUGGAUUUGGAGCAGUGUGGCUUGGAUCCACGUUUCCAGCCGCCUCGAGUUCCGGAGCCCAUUGAGCUUUACAACUUCUGCUGGGAUCGGUUUCGAAUGAUUCGCAAAGAUUUUGUUCUCCAGAAUUACCGUGGCGCUGGAGGUCGUGUGCACCCGAUAGCUCUCGAUAUUCACGAGCGUAUUGCGCGCUAUCACGUUCUCAGUGAACAUGAACUCAUCGAGAUUCAGAGUUUCGUGGCGCAGCAAAACAUGGAGCAACUCGGCCAAACCCUCAAGUCACUCAACGAGUUGUACGAUGAAAGCCACAAGGUAGGAGAUCCCGCCUACCUCAGUCCGUUCGAGGCCGAGUGCCGAGCGUAUUUCAUCCUCUGUACUCUGGACAAUGGUCGGGGUAUGGAUGUAUUGAAGUACGUGAAGAAUCUCCCGCGUGACAUCUUGGAGAGCCCCCACAUGAAGUUCGCGAUGCGUGUAUUCGUUGCUCGCCACACUGGCGACUACUUCCAGUUCUUCUCGUUGCUCCGACAAGCAACCUAUUUGCAGUCUUGCUUGCUGUUCCGGUACAUCCCGAAUGUCCGGUCCUCCGCGUUGCUUCGUAUGAACCGGGCUUAUCGCAGCCAGACUUACCCGCUGGAAGACUUGGUGGAAUUGCUAUGCUUCGAUGACAUUGAGCACGCGUACUCGGUGUGCCAGGAACACCAGCUAAGGAUAUCUGGCAGGCCUGGAGCUGGUGACGAUAGCUCAAUUGUUGUGAAGUUUGGUGGGGAUUUUGAGACAGAUGUUCAACUACGCCGGAACAAUACGCCGCUGAAGAUUCGAAGCUCCAAGAUCUACGUUGGAAUGAAGCAGGGCAACUACUUACGCCGAGACAUCUGCCGUGGCGUGACGGAGUAUGCGCGAGAUGGAUACCCAGCGUUGAGCAAGUUGAUCCAAGAUUCCGAGCGCGAAGAGCAAGCGAGGCUGUACCCGGAUAGGCCUAAGUAUGAGGAUGACUACUCUUACUUCGUUGACUACAACGAAGGAGCAUCAAUGGCACCACCGUCAAGUGCCCCGUCCUCAUCUGGAAACACCUCCUUCGGCAACGUUCAACAGCCGACUGAUCUCAACCAGAAAAGGCACGACCUCGACAUGAUUGCACAGAGAAAAAUGGAGCUUGAGCAACAGAAGCAAGCAAUGAUCCAGCGGAUGCGGGAACUCGAGCAGGCGAAAGCAGACAAGGCUCGUCAAGAUGAGGCGAAAAAGGCUGCGGCUGAGCAAGCUGCUCAACGUGAAGAUAAGGCCAAGAAGGAAGCUAUUGCCCAAGCCCAAGCCGAAAAGGAAGCUGCUGAAGCAAAGCGACAGCAAGAAGAGCUUGAAGCCAAGCUGCGUGAACAAAAGAAACAGCGUGAACUGGAAGAGCAGCGCAGAAAAGCUGAAGAAGCCGCUCGCGAAGCAAAACGUCAAAGACUUGCAGCGCUGCAGCAAGCCGAGGCUCUGCGAGUAAAGGCAGCUGAAGAAGAACGGCGACGACAAGAGGAGAAAAGGCAGGAGGAACUUCGGCGAAAAGCUGCAGAAGAGCAAGAGCGACGUCGCCAGCAGGAGCUGGCGGAGGCCCGAGCGCGGCAAGCACGAGAAGCUGCACUUGAAGCCCAACGCCAAGCACAAUUAACCAAGGAGCGAGAGGAAAGAAAGCUCGUACGCCGCGCCGAAAAGCGGAGGCACGCCGUCUUGAAGCUAAAGCUGCACAUGUGGAAGAAGUAUGUGCAGGUUUCACGCAACGGUCCCGGCCCCAUUGCAAUCGAUGCUUCGAAACUUCGACUUGAUCGCCCUCAUCAAAAGGCGAAAGACAGUGUGCAGUGGUUGUUCAGAGGAGCUGACGGCACGAUGGGCACCCCGAUUGGCACGAAGCGACUGAAGCAAGUGUCGACCGCUGAAGCCGAUGUGCCGUGUUCAGAUGCAGAAAUAUUGUCGCUGUGGAGCUGUGACGACAUCCUGGAACUGGUCGGUGCUUCUCUUCGACGGCAGAACCCGGGUGCUCCGUCUAUCGCGUGGAAGUUGGUGGUAGCAGACCUCUUGGAUGGGACAUCGUCUUCGUUUGGUUUGUGGUGCGCCGUCAGGGCUGGAACGCAAAAUGCUGCAAAACCUGAGACUGAUUGUUAUCGCACUUUCCAGUCGAGCAACGGAUCGGCGGAGGGUGUCGCUGUGUGCUGUCGGUAUCUUGAUUCGACGUUUACCCACAGAAAUGCCCACGAAAUGCAGGCGGAAAAGCUUGCUGCGACGUCCGCCAUUCUUUUUCCUGUUGAUCUGAGCGCGCUCCAGAAAGCUGGCAAUUGCAGCAGCUGGGAGCAGCGAGUGGGCGAACUGCUAUCAUCAUUGAAGGCGGGGUGCCGCGUGAGUGUGCUUGCGCUGGGAUUCGCUUCUGCAGAGGUCAAGUCAUCGCGGGCGCUUCUUAUGAGUACGCUUGGGAGCUGUGUUGAGCGAGUUCUAAGCCGAUUCUCUUCACAGGUGGCCAGCGUCAGCGUCGAGUUUGUUGAUGCAGGCAAGCUCCUCCCUCAGAAGUUUGGGCAAGCACUGAUGAUGAUUGCGGCCUUGACUCCUCCCGUACGAAAUCUCAAGAGCGUCGGUCUGAAGGAGCUGCUGGAGGGCAGUGUCAAGGCUAUGAUGAACCAGUACGAGUCUUCGAUGGGUAUCCAGGCCAAGAUCUGCGCCGUAUUCCCUCGCGUACGUGAAGACGUUUUGUCGUCUGGUGUGAUGGAUCUCACGUACCCGCCACCCGAGCUGUAUUUCGCCGUCAUGGAUCCUCCGCGGGGCUGGAAUUCACAGGAGAGGAGACACGAGAUUCACACGGUGCUGACGGCUCUUGAAGUCACUCGCAUUGCAGUGGAGACCUCCGCGGUGCAGCGUGACCAAACCUGCGACGUCUACUUCAAAAAGGUGGAGGACUUCAUUGACCGACUCUUUCUGUCGUAUCCAGCGCCCACGGCGGUGUCGACGUACGAGCUCAAGAAGCGGAUUUACAGCGCGCUACUGCCGAUUCACGAGCGCCUGACGCAGGACGACUCGACGGAGCCGGUGACCCCGCAGGAGGCAGACGCAUUGCUGCCGUGGCGGAAAAUCUUCGAGGAGAUCUACGAGACCUUCUUCGAGACGCUGAGCGACAUCAACAUCUACUACCCCGCCGGCUGGCGUGGCUUCUGCUCCAGUGUCGCGAGACUCCUGGACGCUGUGCACGCCGCCGCGCCGAGACAGCUCCUGACCACCGACCACAGCAGCAGCGGCAAGCGUGACCGUGCCAUCGUGAAGCAGCCCGUGCAAGUGUCCAUGCAGAGCGUAAGGCGCACGUUCGGGAGCCUCAGCACGGUGGAUGAGUCGCUGCAGAAGUACCGCGCCGUGGGCGAGAUGAAGCGUCUGCGAGUCGAGAUCGAGAAGGAGCGCGCUGCCACCUCGCAGUUCCAGCGCAUGCUGCGCCAAGCCUUGACCCGAUGGGACGACUAG
Molecule: messenger RNA, 5061 nt
Organism: Phytophthora sojae
Lineage: Eukaryota; Oomycota; Peronosporomycetes; Peronosporales; Peronosporaceae
Exons: 5
Coding region: 1-5061 (1686 amino acids)
Biological process (GO): mRNA export from nucleus
Cellular component (GO): transcription export complex 2; nucleus; cytoplasm
Source: RefSeq, a predicted model, not a curated record